GAACUGUGUAAGAGUGCAGUGCAGUCUCAGCACGGACCAAAAUUGCUUGUCACUCAACCACUGCUAGAAUGGAAGCAGGCAUGGACGUUCUCCAUCAUUCGGGCAUCCAAGCCACGCACUACCUCCAAACAAGCUACCCUGGAUCCCAGGAUUGGUUCCUUUUUGUCUCGUUCGCUGCUGAUCUCCGAAACACCUUCUUCGUCCUCUUCCCCAUCUGGUUCCACCUCUGCGAGGCAGUGGGAAUCAAACUCAUCUGGGUGGCUGUAAUUGGUGACUGGCUGAACCUUGUAUUCAAGUGGAUCCUGUUCGGACAGAGACCCUACUGGUGGGUACAUGAAACCAGUUUCUACCACAACACAUCAGCCCCUGUAAUCCAACAGUUCCCAGUUACUUGUGAAACUGGCCCAGGGAGCCCCUCUGGCCAUGCAAUGGGUUCAGCCGGUGUGUACUAUGUGAUGGUGACAGCCAUUCUUUCCAUCAUCCUGGGGAAGAAGCAGCCAUCAUGGAAGCACCGCUUCUUGCAGGCAGUGCUGUGGGCUGCUUUUGGGGCUGUCCAGAUCUGUGUCUGUCUCUCUCGUGUCUUCCUUGCUGCCCAUUUUCCUCACCAAGUCAUUGCUGGCGUCUUUUCAGGCAUGUUGGUUGCUGAAUCUUUCCAGCACAUGCGCUCCAUCUACGAUGCCAGCCUGCGGAGGUAUUUGGGCACCACUUUUUUCCUCUUCUCCUUCGCCCUGGGCUUCUACCUGCUGCUCAAGGUGCUUGGUGUGGACCUCCUAUGGACUUUGGAGAAGGCCAAGAGGUGGUGUGAACAUCCAGAGUGGGUCCACCUGGACACCACACCUUUUGCUGGCCUCUUGCGCAACUUGGGCAUUCUCUUUGGACUUGGGCUGGCCCUUAACUCCCCAAUGUACAUGGAGAGCUGCAAAGGGAAACAAGGACGCCAGCUGACCUUCCGGCUGGGUUGCAUUGGCACUUCACUCCUCAUUCUGCACCUGUUCGACUCUUUCAAGCCUCCUGCCAAGGUGGAGCUCCUCUUCUACUUGCUCUCCUUUUGUAAGAGUGCCGCUGUGCCCUUGGCGGCCGUUGCCCUUAUCCCCUAUUGUGUUUCCCAGCUGCUCAGCCAGCAAGACAAGAAAGCUGCAUAGUUAUGGGGACGGUGGCUUUUUUAUGAACUUAGGCAAAUGAAGAGACAAGAUGCAAGACCUCUGGGGCCAAAGGACGAUGUUCAUGGUGACCCUCUUACCUAGGUACAGCUGGGCUCUGCGGUCCCUGCUGGAUUGAGGGUUGAGGUAGACCCCUUAUGCCCCCUAACAUGCCCACCAGGCUCUUAGUCCCAUCCAGUUCCGCCAACAGGGUAUGAUUCUGCCUGUGAGCGCCAUCAGGCAAGGCAUGAAUCUAGAAAGGUACACCAGCACUCUUUUCUACCAGCAGGAAAAUCAAUUAUCAACUUGCUGCCCUCUCUGAGGUCACAGGGUUCUCCGUUUGAGAGGAUUACUGUAAGUAUUCUGCCCAGUGGCGCAGCUGGGGCUGGACCUCAGAGCCAAACUCCAGGGCUCCCCAAAUAACAUCCAGAGAGUGGCAGGUGAUGGGGGCAGCAGGAAACAGGCCCGCUGUCAGCACAUGGCCAGCUUGAUGUGCUGGGCCCCGCGAGAGACUAAUGCUGCUUACCACAGACUCCUUUCUUUCCCCUUACUCUUAAAAUGUUCAAUACACAGGGGCAGCAGGCCGGGUACAGAAGUUUAUUAUACUUUUCUACAAGAAAAUGGUGCUUAUUCCUAAGGAAACGUCUUUAGCAUGAGGGCAGCAAAAUCAAACUGUAUUUUAUGCCUGGAUGGUGCUUUAAUUUAAGUGAGUUUAAAAUGCAAAACUGCACAUGGUCAGAGUCUUUCUUCUAUUUUUAUCAGCCUUGGCCAUUUCUUUUUGUUUUGUUUUAGCUGGUCUAACAUAUCAGGAAUGUAGAAAUAGUUGUGAAGCAUGGCCUGGAGGUGGGGGGAUGUGGGGGGAAAGGUAAAUGUUACUUGUGUGCUUCACACACAUGGCUGUCAAAGGAGGUGGGGCUGUAAGAGCAUUACAUCAAUGGAUUGAAAUUCCCUAGCUGCACCAGUAAUCCUGUCUUAUGCUAGGAUCAGCUAGAGGGGAGUAGGAAAGAGAAACCACCUAGGCAAUUACCAGUCCACCCCUGACACUUGCCAGCAUCGUUCACAGCUAUUGAGCGCAAGUGGCUGGUGGGAUGAGGUCAAGUAAUUGUCCCUGCAUAUGUUAUGGAGAUUGGCCAUCACUGAAGGAUGGAUGGUACAUUUUGAGAUAGAGUAACGUUGGUGGCUCUAUCCCUGGCCUACUACAGCCGAGAAGCGGCUUUUGUAAAUGUCUGCAUGCCAUAUUUCUAUGUUUGUUUCUGUAUCCGUUUGCUAUUAAUAAAAUAUGACAUCUGUUUCAUUAGCAAAUGAAUAGCAAGUUGGCUUACUUACAAAAGCAUUUAUUUUAAUUACAAUUCCCACAUCAAGGUAGUGAUUCCCUCUGCCCCACCUAUUUAUUAACCAUAAGUAAACUCUUCUGCCCUUUGUUUCUCUUAACUGCCCAGGUCUUAUUUUUCCUCUGAGGCCUUGUGCACAAUCUUUGCUUUAGUGUACAAACAUUCAUACACCCUUGUCCACGCUGAAGCCUGUUUGUGUAGUGUGUGCAUGAAGAGCUUGGGCUGCCUUCUCAUCUGAAUGUCUCCAGGCUUCAAGGGUUUUAAGUGGUGAUGAAAUGCAGGUUUCAGAAUUUUCAGUAUCGGAGCUCUAGUCUUGGGGAUGAAUUUUAUUGAAACAUUUUCUGCAAUAUUUGCCCCCUAACCUCUAUUCCAGUCUCUGCCUACCCAAUUUUUCACUUUUAACUGCUGAAAAACAAGUAGUACGUGCAGUGUUUACAUGCCAAACAUUUUGUCCCAGACAAGUGGUGGUGGUUUCUUUGCUCACUGAGCAGGGCUUAAUUUAUAAAAUGAACCUGGGGUCCUAGCCUUUUGAAACACGACUUCUGACCUAGGUUUCAUCUUGACGAGCACAGGAGGAAAGCACAUUGCUCUUAUUCUCUGCAAUAUGAUGAAAUCAGCUCUGCUCCAUCAGUGUUAUAUAGCAGAGCCAGCUGUCCCUAAAACUCUGAUUUUCAAUGCUGGGAAAAACAUACUUCUGGGGAGGGGGGAGCAAGAGCAAUAGCUCCCCCCUGCUCCCCCCUCUUCCCCCAUUAUGCCCACUGUUCUGAGAAGAACCACGAAUCCAAAGUUAUCCAGGGCAGGAUCUGCACAUUUGUGGAGGGAGCUUUUAUCCUUUACUUUGUUGAUGCACAGCUGUGUAUCUCCAGCUCAUAGGGAGAGCACACGCACACACCAUUUUACCCCAUUCCAGCAAACUGUCGGGGAAUGCAGCAGAUCUCUACUUUUAUAAACUGAAGAUGUACAGCUGUGCAUCAGCAAAGUAAAGGAUAAAAGUUCCCUCCACAAAUGCAUAGUUUCGGAUAUAAAUUGGGGUGAAUUAAUGCAGCAGAGAAGUUAAUUAACACAACGUUGCCUUCUGCCUGGCUUCCAGCAACCAAUCAGGGGUCGCCAUCCACCCCUGGUUGGACCCCAGGGAAAGGUCACAUGGCAGAAGGGCCCUGGUGACCUCGCUUUGAAGAAAAAAUUCAGGCUAAGUUCCCAACUUUUUUACCGCUGCAAGUCUGCAGCUGUGUCGUAUAACUGAUCCAUUGUGGGCCUUAGAAGACAUAUAGACAGACCUCUAGAAACAUCAAGGCUUAGUACAAGCCACUUGCUUUACUCAUUGGUGAAGGAAAAGCACUCUUACAUCGUCAGAGGUAUCAUAAUCUAUUCUAUAUAUUUCAGAGCUGAGCCUCGUUCUGAAAAUAUGUCCCAGAGCUAAGCCCAGUUUCCUUGCCUGCCAUGCUAAAAGUCAACCGCUCAUCAGCUGUCAACAUUAACUCAUAAAUCCCUAGGAUUGAACAAUGGGACAGCUCCGGAAAGAGGUGGCACACACAGGCAGCAAAUGGCAAAUACAGAGUUAACUUUUCUGUUCUUUUUUGCAUGCUGUGUAAAAAGAAGCAGCAAGGGUAGCUAUAGAUCAGUGGCAGAGUGCAGGGUUUACAUUCAUUUUUAUUUUUAACGUUUCAGGUUCAUUUCCAGAUAUUUUCCAUUGAAGGACCUCAGGGAGCAUGGCAGGGUAAAGACCCAUUGCCUUGGCAUGAACCAACUCCAUAAUGUAAUAUAAGGCAGGUCCUUAAAACAUUUGAUGGAUUUCAUGGUGGUGCAAUUCGAUCUGUUCAGAGCCAACUUUCUGUUGAAAAUUCCCUGAUACCAGGGGCCAAGCAAGGGGAUAAGAUGAUGGUGAGGGAUGAGGGCCUUACGGGAAUGAGUUAAGUCUGAGCCAAAUUAAGGGCAGUAAGUUAAGUCUGAGGGCAAAUUCAGAUAACCUUACCAGGGGCAGGGGGAGAUUUCCAUGGGGAGUAAAACCCUCUUUUAAAAUUUUACUUUAUUUUUAAUAAAUCAAUUGUUUUUAAUUUUUGGGAAGUCUAUUAAGAAAUUGCUAACCUAUCUUUCUUGAAACAAUGUAAGAUGUUGGGUUAUAAAAUGUUAUGAGGAGCAACAGAAAAUGCUUAAUGAGAAAUAAUUCGCAAUGUAAAUAUGUAAAAAGUAGUAAUUGAAUUAUAUGGCAGACAUGCAAAGGGUGCGUCAACGAGGCAACUUCUGCCUCAUUCACUCAUAUUUAAUGGGGCAUCCACUUGACAUUCUCAUCUUCCUAUAAGGCCCCCAAUUUUCUUAGUGUGUGUUCCGUUUUUUCCUCUAGCACAAAACUCCCAUAAAAUUCCCUGAAUGAAGCAGGGCGGUGACACUAUAAAGGCCCCAUUUGGAAGCAAUCAGAACUUUUCUGCACAAGGCAUUUAUUUAUUGUUUGUCAGUUGUUUAUGGGUUCUGUAGAUGACCUCAUGGCCCUACAGCUUCACUUCUGCUUUUAAACAGCACUUUUGGUUAGUUAUUGCAGGGGAAAUGUAGUAUUAUUUAAAGAAAGCAAAAGAAAAUGCUGUUUCCACUUGUGUAAUCAUGCUAUUCCACUAUACCACUGUCUCAUAGAGGUUAUGUAGCGGAAAAGCAGUAAAAGAAACACUCUUUGUAUAGUGCUCGAAUCUCAAUUCUGCAACAAAACAGAAAGAAGGUACUUGUGAAGAAAAGCUUUCAAGGAGAGAAAAAGCAGAAUAAUAGCACAAUUGUUUUGCAAGUAUGGAUAGGAAAAUGUGUGAUUAAGGCAUGGUGAGAGGAAUUGUCCCUGAAAAAGGUGCAUGUGAGUCCUAAUUUAUAGGGUUUUUUUUCUUUCUAUAAUUUGAGUUGCAUUUUGAGUUGCAGAACCUUUUGGUGUCUUGCUCAGCAAGUCCUUUCUCUGUAAGAGCAUUGGAUUUUCUUCCUUUAAACUUUGUCAACAUUUGCUUAGAAAAUGUACAUGAAUGUAUUGGUGUGAUGGUUCUAACGCUGGGAUCUCCAAUGUGGUGUCUUUUUAAUAAUAAAUUUUGUAUACUUUUAAAUUUUGUAUACUUUUUAAUGUUUACUGUUUAAAUUUUUGUGAACUGCCCAGAGAGCUUCGGCUGU
This is a messenger RNA of Elgaria multicarinata webbii, 5605 nucleotides long. RefSeq names its product glucose-6-phosphatase catalytic subunit 1-like. Gene Ontology annotation, molecular function: glucose-6-phosphatase activity. Gene Ontology annotation, cellular component: membrane. Gene Ontology annotation, biological process: glucose 6-phosphate metabolic process; gluconeogenesis. The record is from RefSeq and is a predicted model, not a curated record. The transcript has 5 exons. Lineage: Eukaryota; Metazoa; Chordata; Lepidosauria; Squamata; Anguidae. The coding region runs from base 69 to 1142 and encodes 357 amino acids.